UUCUUUCUGUUCUCCUUCAGUUGCGUUUUAUCCGUUUCAAGUUUCCGGCCGUAAUCAUGAUGCUGGCUUGUCUGUAAAUUUGUGCUUACGUUUCGUUAGAAAAAUGUCGUUUUAGUCUUUUUUACAUUUCUAAUGGACGAUAUACAGUCAUGGUGGGAAGUACCGUCUAUAGCACAUUUCUGUUCCUUAUUUAGAGCAGCUUUUAACCUUCUCGAUUUUGAUAUCGAAGAGCUAGAAAAUGCAUUGCUGACUGAUGGAAUCGAAGAUGCUGGAAGUUCUCUUCUACAAGAGUUAAUAGUCAAACUAUUAACCGGUUGUCUAAACAACAAUGGCAUCUCUACCUCUAAUUAUCAAAUGUUUCUCCGCCGUCUCUUUCGACAGAAAUGCAAAGAGUAUGGCCGAGAAAAUCCAUUUGAUAAUGACAUUGACUUCCAGUUCUUGUCACUUCGAACCAAAGUCGAGAUUCUGCAUUCUCUUUGUGAUUAUAGACUGGAUGCUGAAGAUGUUAUGGACUUACUUAAAAACCUUGACUCUGACAGCUUACGUGUUUACCCAUUGGGUCGAGACAGAAAUAAGUCAGUAUUCUGGUACUUCUACGGCACUCGUUUAUACAGAGAGGAUCAUAAUAAGCAAAAAGAGGUGGACAAGAAAGGUGAAAAACGUGGAAGAGGCCGGAAAAAAAGCAAAGAAAAAGGUAAAGGUGACAAGUUUGAUGCAAACGAAAUUGGAACCGGUGAAUGGAAUGUUGUUUGUUACUCAGAGUCAGAUUGGGAGCGGCUCGUGCAUGAUACAGAAGGUUCUGGCGACAAAGAAGAAGAGUCCUUGCAUCAAAUUCUGGCGAAAGACUUCUUACCGGAAAUACCCAGACUUUUUGAAGAAAAAGAAAGGCUUCAAAGGAAACGGUUAUUAGAAAUGCAACCAAGGAGACAGUCAUCACGAAUUGAGAAACUGAAACAUCAAAAGGAAGUGGAAAAACAAGUGGAAAUGGAAAGGAGGAAGGAAGAAAUCGAACGAAGGAAAUUGGAUGAAGAAACAGCCGCUCAGAAUUCAGAAGAAGAUGAUACCAAGAAAAAGGAACGGAUCAGGAAAGAUAGAGAGAGGAGGAAACAAGAGAGGGAUAUGAGACGCGCGAGGUGGCAUGCCUCCGAUUCCUCCGAUUGGAAAUCCUCUUCAGAUGAGGAGAGUGAAAAGCAGUAUGAGAAAGUAAUGUUGGCAGACGACAAGGGGAAACCCAAGGGACGGCAGACCAAUAACUCUUUAUCCUCCGCAACGGGACAAAUUAUCAUUCAGUCCCAGCCAGUCCGCCAGAAAAUCCGUACAUCACAAGUGUUCCCCACAUCUUUUGAGGAUAUCAAAAUAGGGAUGUACAAAAUAAUAGAAAAGAUCAAGAACCAUGAAGAUGCGUGGCCCUUUCUGUACCCAGUUGAGUCGGAGGACGCUCCGCGAUACUACAAAGUCAUCAAAGAACCAAUGGAUUUGCAGACAAUGGAAGAUAAACUCGACAAUCGAGAGUACUUCUCGGUUUCUCAAUUCAAGCGAGAUUUUCAGCUCAUAGUUGAAAAUUGCAAAAAAUUCAACGGCCCAAGCAGUGAUUAUUCUGGGAUGGUGGUCAGUUUGGAGAAGGAAUUCAAUGCAUUGGUGAGCAAGUAUUUGGCGGAGUUAUCGUCGGAUGAGGAGUUGGCUGUAGAGUUUCCUGAAGAGCAUCGCAAACACAAGAAGAAGCACCAUAAGUCGUCAAACCACCACCGAUCCUCUAGUUGGAGUAAGAAGCAUCGUCAUGAUGAAUAUCUUGACGACAAAGAAAAUGAAGACCGAUCCUCAACCCCUCCAGAAUCAUCAUAUGUUACCAAGACCGCUCGGAGUGUGAGGAGUGUUUCAAGCAGUGUCGAUGAAAAACUGGACGAUUCGCAAGAUGACGAAUUAGAAGACACGCGUAGCUCAGAUUCUAGAACGCGGAGGAAAAGUAUGCACAGCAAGAAAUCAUCAGAGAAAGAACGGAGCAGUCAGAAAAAACCUCCCGUCAAAAACACUGUCAAAAGUGCGGCAGCCAUCGAAGCGUUGGAACUAGCCACGGAGCAGACGUUGAAGGAUAUCAACAAAUGGCUAGAUGACACCCCGAAAUUCUCCGACUACUCUUGUGAUAAUAGCUCCCCAGCCCACCAUUUAGGAGUCGUGGACGAUAUUGAAGUCCAGAACCGAAUCGAGUCUGAAUACAGGAGAUCUUUACUGGAAAAACCACCACGUCUCCAGAAGGAAUCUUUGAAAAGGAGGCACUUGAAAGACCCUCAAAAUGUCAUAAAGAAGAAACGAGAAAUUCAACGCAAAAUCGAUCGGUUACAACCAGGCAAAAGCAAGGGGAACCUCCUCUCGACCAACAAGCAACCUCCGGAGGAAACAUCAGUAAGCGGAAGCAAUAGUAAAGAAAGUAUGAAAAUAGACGAGACUGACUCGGAUGCACCGAAAUUGAGUUUAGGUACUGUAUUGCUCUCUGGUGAUAUUGGCUUAGGCUCGCUUGGCUCUAAAAAACAAUCAUUUGGGGAUAGUCCUCCUAGUGAUACAAAAUACUCUGACGAUGAGAAAUAUGAAGUUUCAUCUAAAAUUAAAGAACCAAAAUUAGAUUAUGUAGAUAGCGAUAUAAAACUUGUGGAUACAUCAGAUUUAAAACCAACGGAGACAGUAAUUUCGGAAGAGAAGAAAGAAGAAGACGAUCUUGAGGAAAAACCAGAAAUUAAGUCAACGUCCAGUGUACCUGAAAAAUCAAGCGCCAAAGCAGAAUCUGCGAGUACCAAAGAAAAACCCAAUCUCAGCGCCUGGUUCAAAGCGUUUGGUGCCCCCAAAACAGCAGCUGCGCCAAAGCGCAAGAGUGACACUGUGUUUGGCAAUCCGCCGACGCCAUCUCCUUCCGUAGACUUUAAAGACAGUAGUAACGAUCUACAAUCCUAUUCCAAAUUCAGGUAUCUUGAUGAUAAACCAUUAGAUAGCCCGAACGACCUGCCACCAAUGACUCCUGGCCGCUCUCUGAGUCCAGACGAUAAAGAUCGGAAAAAUAUCUACAACUCGCCUGAAGUUAGGCCGGGGACAAGGAAACGUAAAGUGAGCACUGGAAGUAGUGUUUCUGAGCGCUCAUCUUUCAGUCAGGACCCGACUGACCCAAUGUUGUCACCGCACCCUACUCUGUCCCCACAUCCAAGCUUGGAUGAACCUUAUCUCUCACCCCAGCAAGAUGCUGCUAAAUCUUUCCAUCACUCUCCUGUAAACGGAACCAUCAAAGUAGGGUUUUAUCAGGAUACCUUCCCACGAGGAGGUUCUGAUAAAAGCAACAGUUGCAGCCCACGAGAACAACUACCAAGUAAUAGUCCACGGAAUUUGGGUCUGAGUCCGAAAAAUCCGCACCCGGACAGCCCAGACUAUCACAGAUAUUCUGCGCCAUCAACACCUGUGUAUCAAGCCCCAGCGAGUCCUGCCCCAGCUUAUAAUUCUGCGCUGCCAUUUUAUCCGGGUCACUCAUCAUUGCUCUCUCAAAAUAUACCUUACUAUGAUGUGAAUAAGUCAGUUACCGAUCAGUACAACACCACUGCUACGUCCCACCAGAGAGCACCCUCACCAACUCCUUCUCCGCCCGUUCAAAAACCUCCCAUCUCAACCCUGCCUGCGGUAAACGAGAAACCAGUCUCCGUCUACCCGGUGAAGAAACGAGCUUAUUGCGAAGUUGAACCUGAUCCUCCUCAGCAGCAGUCUGUAAUCAAACCAGUGAUGGAAAAAUCUAGUGGCUUUACUCCACUAGCAUCAGUGCGCGAUCCUGAGAGAGUCUUUACGCCGACACCAGGUAGAAUGCCCCAGUCAACAGAAAGAGCCAUUGGUCUUCAUCAUCGCUAUCCGAAUGAGCUCUUACAAUCGUCACCUUACUAUGCGAAUGACAACAUCUUCAGCAAGAAUGUUGCGCCGGUUUCGACGGUACCCCCACCCUCUUCUUACUCCAAAGCGGAAGAUGUAGCCACGACUGCAAGUUAUUGUCGCAACGUCGAAUCCACUAAUUCAAGUAGUUCGUACUCUGCAUAUAAUCGUAUCUCUGCACCUGUAUACAAUUAUCCAAACCCUGUUGACCGUGUAAAUCCGCGUCCAGAAAAACAAGUUCCUCUGAAUUACUCAACCCCACCGAGUUCGUCCGAAAUGCUCAGCAGUCGGAACACACCUGCUGUCAACUUUUCCAACGUUGCAGCUAAUUCUCCAAAUCUUAUAAGCAAAUCAACCGCGCCUACCUUAAAUUACCUUGAUCGGAGCAAUCCUGAACUUCUGAAUUUCUCGAAAAUGCACCCUGCCUCGUCUGCGAGCGAUUCAGGACGACAGACAGAACUCACCAGUCGCAUGGUGGAAAAUCCGGGCAGAAAUAAUCAACAUUUAAGUUACCCGCAAAGCCGAGCAAGUUACAGCAAAGUAGAUCUGAAUCCGCCUCAGUCAUCCCGUGUUCAUUACUCGAAUCCGAUCACUGAUCUUUCAUCGAAAAUUAAUAUUCCCUCCGGGCUUGGCUACCCGCCUAAUCAGCCAGGCGCUUUGGCGUAUUCACAUCCCAUGGGUGACAUGCGCUAUAACUAUCCAGCGAUGAUGUCGGAAAUGAUGGCUGGCAAAUCGUCUGUCAACUAUCCACCUCACACGGCUGUCGGUUACAAUGUGGAUGCGUACAAACAUCCGAUGGUAGAUCUCAUGGCAGCAAACAAGACUCCAGUCAGUGAGCCGCAGCCAGCUGCCAAAACACCGAAGGUUGUUCCACCGAAGAAAGCCUCAAGAAGUAAAAAGAAAGCAACAGCAGAAGCAGAAGUCAGUCAUCCUCAUCCGGAAUCAAAUUUGAAUCCAAUCAGCUCCAGUGGGUAUCAACAGUACUCAGGGCAGGCUUCUGCUGAGCCGAUCUCAUUAAAGACGACCAGUGUAGUUCCUGGAAGUGCCUUCAAUUUUGGACCUGCUCCGCUCAAAGACGGCUACUCCUCCUAUCUGGGAGAGAUGUCCCGAUCUGGUUAUUACCUACCUCACUCCGGCGCAGGGAUUCCGGAAGCCGGAUCCAACGAUGAAAAAGGUUCUGCGUCCUCCUCUCAUGCAGCUCCUUCCUACCCCUUCCCUCGAGCACCGUAUCCUCAUCUAACACAUCAUUCGCCCGCCAUCUAUCAACAAUAUUUGCAGCGACAUCAGCAAGAUCUUCUCCGCCCGAUGGGUCUUCAUGGUCUCUUAGCUCCCCCCUCGGGUUAUCCCCCAGGCUAUAUCAUGCAUGAUCCUCUGAACAGGCCGCCCCCUUGGAUGUAAUCAGUCUCUCGUUCAAUAACUCCGAGUCGUGAUGUACAAACAUAGUGUAUUAUGUUCUUUUGUUCAGUAUUUUCAAAGUUGUGUCUUUGAUCCUUAGUCAAUUUUCUGUUGUGUUUCCUUAGUUCUGCUAAACUAAGGAGUCUUGAAAGUAAUUUAGGAGAGACAUGUCAAAGGAAGUUUGCUCCUCCCAAAAUACGUCACUAAUCAGCAGGGGUGGAUUUCAUGAGGAUCGCACUAAUUUCGGGCCUCAUCAACAGUGAUGCUGUCUCUCUCCCCUUUCCUCGCUCUUUACUAAGAACAAAUGCUCAAGCGUGGAAGAUGCUGGUUUUUUCAUCAGUGAAUAAUAGCAAGGUUGUUGUCGUGAGUGGUAGGCCAUAAAGUUUUCCCAGUCAAAUCCACUCCUGAUGAUUAGUUACUUUGAGGGCAAACUACUUUGAUUGAAUUUCAAAAAUGUGCCUAUUUCUGACUGUUAUUAGAUGUUUAGUAUAUGUCUAAAUAAUAUGUCUCCGUGUCAAUAUUAUAGAUCAUCACUGAGGUUGAAAAUCCUUCUCUCUGGUACUAUGGGUCCUUUUUGCAGCAAUGUAUUCUAAAUGGGUCAUCACUGAAAAAUUUAGGUUUCGUAUAAUUUUUUCCGCAGUGGAAAUGUAUUUUUCUACAUCCUCUGGAUCAGAUGAUAGUCCCUUUAAUAAAAAAAAAAGAUGCUAGAAGAUUAUGGAAACUCCUGCAAUUCUAAUUUGGUCCUCAGAUGUCAGUUUACAAGGAAUUUAAUGCCCUUUCAACUUUUCUCAUUUUUAAUUUUCUAAUUUUUUGCUUUUUAAAUUAUUGAAAGUGUCGCCAGUAUUCAGAUUCUCCAAGGGGUGAAUUUAUUUCCUAAAAUCUAAGGGGACACAGGGAAUUUCUUAAGUAAACCCAGAAUUUUUUUCUCUUCCUCAAUUUUUUAGUAUACACAUUUGUUUGAAUGAAAAUUUAGGAAAAAUAUGACCUUGGUUUGAUAGAAAAAUUGAUUUUUUUCACGGAUGAAGUUGAUAAGCAAUGGAUGCUCUACAUACAUAGAUAGACUGCUUUAGUAUUAAUUUGUCUCGGAGAGAACUUGGUCAAUUUUAAAAGUAUUGGCACAUAUUGCCUUUUUUAUCAAUGCAUAAUAUUAAAUUUUAAUUGGAAUAGUUGUUGAACAUGUCAUUGGAAAAAUUAAAAAAUUCAGAGGAUAUUUUCUUCUGAUAUCAAUAUGUUUUUGGAGACAUCCAGUACAAAUGCAUACUAUAGGCACUCAUUCACAAGUAUAAAAGAGAAAAACAACUGAAAAUAAAAUUGGAACAAUUUAAAUUCCUUCAGGAAGCUAAUGGGCAUUGAAGAAGUUGGUCCAAAUCAAGUUAUACUGUAUUGUGACCUGCUAAAAUCUUGACUCAUAGUCCGCAUCCUGUUUUUUAAUUUUGCGAGAAACGGUUUUUUUUCUCAAAUAAUUAGAAUUUUUGAAAGCAUCACAUCUCUCAGAAAAUCAUUGAAAUUAGGACACUCUCCUUUCACUCCCCCUACUUCUAUGCUUUAAAGAGAAGCAAAGGCCGAACAUCUUCAGCAGGAUCAAAGUUGUGGCAAUUCUCACAAGUUGGUUCUACUGUUGGCAAAGCAUCAACAACAUCAACUAGGUGAUUGACUUUCAGGAAGACUUAAAAGUAGAUACCUCAGGGAGUUUACCAGUUUCCAUAUUUGGCAUAUUAUAAUGUGAAAUAAAACUUUCCCCUGUUUAAAUCUGCUAUAAGUAAUCAGUUCUAAGGAGGCAGCCUGCCUUGAAAAUUAUCGAUUGUUUUACAUGUAUUGAAAGAGACAAAAACAGUGUUCCCAACUUGCAAGACUUGCCACGGGAAUAUUUUUAUUUUUAAAAAUGACUUCGAUUCCCUCCAGAAUAAUCACACCCGAACUUACAAAGAAUUAACAUGAGCUAAAAUCUUUCUUACGGGUAUUCAAGCUUGGCAAUGAGUGACUGGACGAUACCAUAUCAAAGAUUUUAUAAUUUCAAUUUUGAUUGGGUCAGCAUUUUUUACUCAAUUGCAUCAUAAUUUUUACAA
Messenger RNA from Bemisia tabaci, 7355 nucleotides. RefSeq lists its product as uncharacterized. Gene Ontology annotation, molecular function: protein binding. Lineage: Eukaryota; Metazoa; Arthropoda; Insecta; Hemiptera; Aleyrodidae. Gene Ontology annotation, biological process: chromatin remodeling. Gene Ontology annotation, cellular component: CERF complex. The record is from RefSeq and is a predicted model, not a curated record.